AUGACCGCGUGUGCAGUGGCCCCCACCUGUCCCGUUGCUGCCUCAGGUGGCCAGAGGCCCGUGAGGUCUCGGGAGGCGGGGCCAGGCUCCGGAGCAAGGGCCAUGCCACCCGUGCAGCGUGCUGGGCGGCACUCGAAGGAGUCCUGGCGGGGAGGGGGCAGGAACCCCCAAAAGGCUGCGCCCCAGGAGUGCAGCGCCACCGUGCUGGGCCAGCUCGGACAGUGGCUGUGGGGGCCCAGGCUGACUCGGACGCAGGCCCCCGUCUCAGAGCUCCUGCCGGGGGCCUGGGCUCUGGCUGACGGCGCCAGCAGGAGGCCCUGGCGGACCAGCCCCUUGCGGCUGCAGGUUCCUCUGUUCCCCGCGGAGGGGCAGGGGCCGCUCUCCCCUGGUCCUGGCUCCCCUGUCGUGCGCACGGCCCGGGUGGUCUCCCCUCUCGGACACACGGAGGAGGACCUGCGCGGAGCUGAGGCUGCAGCUGGCGGGAAGCCACCGUGGAGCGCCCGUGUCCCCGCGCCCACGCCCCGGCAGAACGUGCCCCCGGAGUCCUCUCGGGGCCCGAAGAAGGGGGCCUGUGACUCGCGAGCGCUGUUUCCAGGGGACUUCUCCUCCUUGGCCCCCCUGCAGGCGGGGCGAUGGGGUGCCCGGAGAUCUGGACGCUCGGGGCCUGCCGGGGUCCCAGCCGCCAGUGGGAGGACGCUGGGCACCUGGCUCAAGGGCGAGCCCCUCCCUUACCACCACCACCACCCCCCCCCCGGAAUCCGAGACCCCGACCACGUGCAGGACCCCAGCUGGGCCAUGUCCAGGGCCUCGUCGAGCCGGGUGCGGCCUGCGGGCCCGUCUCUGCCCCGGGGGCCUGGCCCAGACCCUCUCUGCCCGCCAGCACCCCCACCCCCGCCGGCAUCUGCCCAGCCGUGCCGCCUCCCAGACACAGCAGCCUUUGUCUGCGAGGGAUGUGGCGGCAGGAAUGUCACCAUCUCCGCGGCCAGCUCAGCAGCGGCCUUCCCGCCCGCUGCCCACGCUGCCCACGGCCACCCCGGCCCUGUGGUCACUUUCCAGGCCUCUGUAGCGGCCUCCGAUCUCCCUCUGGCCGGGGCGGCCAGGGCGUCGGGGGAUGACUCAGAAGUGGGACUCGGCCCCAACCACCGGGUCUUCGUGGUGACGCAUGUCCGAGGUCCCGAGGCCUCGGACACCAGGCCAGACCCUGAGGACGCCGGUGGCAGGCAGGAGGCCCAGGUCUUGCGGCCCACACUUCGCCCCCGGCACGCGGCCCGGGAGGGGGCUGCCGGCGCGGCAGAGAGGCCGUCCGAGCCGCAGUGUCUCCCCGGCGCCCUGGCUGCCACGAAAGCUGCCCCGGCCGCAGGCGGCUGCAGCGGCGGGGACUGUGCAGAGCUCGCUGAGGGGGGCCUGGGGGGCACCCCGGAAAUCUGCGUGAGCCCAGGCCCCCAGGCCCAGGCCCAGGCCAUGCUGCCGGAGCCGAGGCAGGGCCGCCUCUCCACGCCGCCUCCUGUGCCGGCCGUCCCCGGAGCCACGGACGGGACGCGGGGGCGGCACCAAGCCCCGGGCCUCGGGGAGGAGCUGGCCCGCGCCGCCCUGCCUCCCGAGAAGACCCGGGAGCUGCUGCCCGAAGAGGGCGGUUCGCACGAGAAGCGACAUGCCGGCCGAUCCCGGACCGAUGGCCCCGGCCUCGACGACCCCCGCGCGGGCCACUCACCCGCGCCUGUGCAACCGGAUCCCGGGGUCUGCGCCUCCGCCGCGCACAGUCGCGCAUCCCGGGCAGCGCCGGCCCGCGUCCUCGCCUCGCUGAGAAAGUUCCUGGCGGCUCCGGGCGGGCGCUGCUCGCGCGCGCACUCGGGCCGCCGGCCCCGGCCCACAAUGCGGAGGGAGGCGCGUCCUGAACAAAGUGCGUCCCCUGGGCCGGGGCCGGGGCGGAGCCUGGUGACCCGCUGCCCCCGGCGCGCGCCGCUGCCGCUCCGCCGCGGGACCGCCCCGCCGGCCUCCCGCGCGGUGCCAGCUGGACCCGCCGAGGGGCGGAAGCCCGGGUCCCUCCAGACUUGGUCACUGGGAAGCCAUCCCCUGGCCCUUUCCGCUUGGGCCUUCCCGCCCCGCCUCCCGGCCUCGGAAAGGCGGCUGCUCGGUGACGGGCUGGGGCCCGGGCUGGCGGGGCGGAAGCCUGCGCACAAUGGAGCCCUUCCUGUGCCCGGACCCGCGGCGCUCCGCCGCGCUGCGCUCCCGGGACGCGGGGACGGACGAGCCGCGGGCCUGGCCGAGGCGCCUGGCUCCGCCCCCUCCCCCCCACCCCCGCCCCGAGUCCCACUCUGA
Phyllostomus hastatus (greater spear-nosed bat) is the source of this 2319-nucleotide messenger RNA. RefSeq names its product collagen alpha-1(I) chain-like. NCBI's taxonomy places the organism in Eukaryota, Metazoa, Chordata, Mammalia, Chiroptera, Phyllostomidae. The record is from RefSeq and is a predicted model, not a curated record. The coding region runs from base 1 to 2319 and encodes 772 amino acids. The transcript is spliced from 10 exons.